This is a messenger RNA of Leguminivora glycinivorella, 2439 nucleotides long. Its product is annotated as chromobox protein homolog 5-like. Gene Ontology annotation, biological process: chromatin organization; negative regulation of transcription by RNA polymerase II. Gene Ontology annotation, cellular component: pericentric heterochromatin; nucleus. The coding region runs from base 113 to 670 and encodes 185 amino acids. Gene Ontology annotation, molecular function: chromatin binding. The record is from RefSeq and is a predicted model, not a curated record. NCBI's taxonomy places the organism in Eukaryota, Metazoa, Arthropoda, Insecta, Lepidoptera, Tortricidae. The transcript is spliced from 5 exons.
CAACACUUACCGCCAUUUUGUCUCAACAGACGCCGUGCCGGCUUUGAUUUUAUUUGAUUUAAGAGCGUUAUUGGGAUAUUACACUUUCCUUGUUUGCAAAAAAUAUAGUAAAAUGGGCAAGAAAAAGAGCGGUGAGAGCAGUGACCAGUCCAGCGAAGAAGAAUAUGUUGUGGAGAAAGUUCUAGACAGACGCGUGGUUAAAGGCAAGGUCCAAUAUUUGCUGAAGUGGAAGGGCUACAAAGAGGAAGAGAGCACAUGGGAGCCAGAAGACAACCUGGACUGUGCGGAGCUCAUCAAAACCUUUGAGGAUGCUCGUAAAGAAAAGGAGAAGUCAAAGAAACCCGAGGAGCGAGCCAAGAAGCGCGUGCGCGACUCGAGCGAGGACACGCGCAAGUCGCGCGGCGCCUCCGUGUCCUCGGCCGACGGCUCCGACGCCAAGCGCAGCAAGGACAAGGACGACAAGAAGUCCGGCUUUGAGAAGGGGCUUAAGGCUGAGAAGAUUAUUGGUGCCAGUGACGCGACGGGGCAGCUGAUGUUCCUGAUAAAGUGGGCUGAUUCCGAUGAGGCCGAGCUCGUGCCCGCCAAGAUUGCUAACGUCAAGUGUCCGCAGCAGGUGAUCACGUUCUACGAGGAGCGACUGACAUGGCACACGCCGGCGGAGUCCGAGUGAGACGCGAGCCCCGCGCGACCCUUGCAAGCGCAUCCAGACACGCCGCCUACAGCCUGAUUACAACACUCGACUACAUUUGAUCGUGAACCUUGACGUGUAUAGGCACAUGGUCCGUAAACAUUCAGUUAACAUUACUCUCGGUCAAGUUAUUAAAUAUCGACACGGAUGACGCGCCAAAAACAUGUAAACACAUUUUUUAGCGCCUUUUCUGUAUCCAUGUAUAAUACCUUGACUGCACAUUUUUGUGAAAAUCAAAUAUUUCGAAAUACUUAACCUCAUCAUAUGGUACGCAAAAAUAACUGAAUAUGACUCUCAUACUAAAGACAGUUCGAUUAUUUUUGAUAGCCUUUUGUUUUACCUCCUGAGGUUUUUGUAAUUUAUUUUGACUGACAAUAUCACGAUCUUCAGACCAGUGCAAUAAAACUGCAAGUGAAACUUGAGUAAGGUCUGAUUUUUCCAGUGUUCCAAAAAAGAUGAGCUUGUAAAUGAUGCGGGGAAAACUAAAGUACUAGCGUGCGUUGAUAAUAUGUAUACUGAACAAUUUAAAAAUCAUGAUUAUACUAUGUUAUGGUAUAUAAUUUUUCAAGUUAGUAACUUGGUGUAAACUGGCAACAUUCUAAAUUGGAAUAGAUAUCAUAAGUGACUAAGUCCACCAGGGUGGUCAAAGCUAGAUUCGAACUAUCCGGGAUAAUGCCAUGAACUCUAAGGUCACCAACAUUCUGUUGACAUUUUAAUGACCGAUGUGUUACAAGUUUGGACUCGAAAAGUACUAAUAGACAAGUAUUUCUUCUUUUCGUCAGCAAAAUAAUUUUUGAAGCCAUGAAAAAUUGUACAAGGUACAUUUUAAUCAAGAACGCACGCUAGAACGUUUUAACAUUAAUUAUAAUCCUGUUUAUAUUUCCCAGAUGCUAAAAUAACAGUUUAAUUUCCCCAGUUUGUUUCCGUACUUUAGUACAAAAUCUGGAUGACUGGGUACUUCAGUAUAUGGGAAAUACAAAUCAGUUUAGUGUAGUACUGUAAUAUUGUGAUGCGGCGAGAUACGUGUGUAAUUUUGGAAUUCUAAUCGAAUUUCAACUGGAUCUCCUGUGCGGCUAGAUGCCUAUUUGUGCGAACACGACAAGAUGAUAAUUAAAUGUCUAUUGGAGCGGCUAAUGUGCUUCAAAUAUUUGAACAUGUAACUGUUGUCAAAUGUUCACAUGUUUUUGAGAGCCACGAUCACUCCGGUAUAUACGAUUUUGAUAGUUCAUGUAAGUAAACUUUUGAAUGACCGAAACUUGCAUAAAACUAAUUUGUAGCUAGCCGCGCUGAAGUUGGUUUGUUUAAGGUCGGUGCACACCGGAUGCGUAUGUGUUGUAAUGUAUGACGCAUCACAAAAUAUGUCACACCUACUGCGUAGUAUGCGCGUGCAGAGCGCACCCGAUGUGCACUGGCCUAGGGCCUAUGGCGUUUUGAUAUUCCUCAUAUGUACGGACUUAGAUAAGGUUUAAGUUAAUAUUAAGCAUUUGGAAGUUGUGUUUCUAUUCGAGAGUAAGAUAUUAUGACGUCACCGCUGUGAUGGCGGUUUCUGUGCAACACUGGUUUUAUUUUAGGACAACAUAUCACUAGUAUAUAAUAAAAUCAAAUAAAUUUGUUGUAUACUUUUGAGAAUGUUCACUAUACCUACAUUGAUGUUUUAUAGACAAGGACUACAUCAUCUUAUUAGGUAUCUAAAAUUUAUGUGAGAUGAGGAGAAUGUUCUCAGUUCUGAUUAAAAUAAAUUACAAAACAGU